Pomacea canaliculata is the source of this 1487-nucleotide messenger RNA. Its product is annotated as putative defense protein Hdd11-like. The transcript has 3 exons. The coding region runs from base 764 to 1237 and encodes 157 amino acids. Gene Ontology annotation, molecular function: oxidoreductase activity, acting on metal ions. The record is from RefSeq and is a predicted model, not a curated record. NCBI's taxonomy places the organism in Eukaryota, Metazoa, Mollusca, Gastropoda, Architaenioglossa, Ampullariidae.
GAAAAAAUAGGAUCAAAUAUAAUGUAGAUGCAUCAUCUACUGCUCUAAUGUCAGGAUUUGGCAUGGAUUUUAAAAAAAUUGUUAGCAGUUUAAAGGACUAGCGAGGUGCCAGUUCGGUUCUGAUUGAUGGAUAAAACUCAGAGCAAGAUCAUAUUUAAAAAAAUCUGGGUGAAUGCUCACCCCCCUUGUGUUUUUGAGAGACACACUUAUACACACAUACACAUUAUCUACAGACACACUUGUACACACAUCACCUUACAGACACACCUACACAUCACGCAGACGCACUUAUACACACAUCACCAUGCAGAGAAAACAUAAGAUAACAUAAUUAUGCUCUCAGCUUAAAUAUUGUCCAAGGCCUUUACAGUGUACAGUCGUAAAUGAACCUAUGUACUUGUAGUGUUAACCUUUUUCUGUUCAUGGUGAUGUUUUGAGGCGUGUUUGUUCUCGAAAACGAUAGUGGGUAUUCAGCCACAUGGGUGUGAAAUUAGUGUUAAUUAGCCAUCAACCAAGGCUGUAUGAAACCAAACGCAACCUGCCAUGUCUACAUAUGCCACAUGUAGAUAAUGAACACCUUGACUGAUUGCUCAGGCACACGAAAACAAACUAGACAGACAGACCAGACAAGACCAGACAAGACAGGACAGGACAGGACAGGACAGGGACAGGGACAGACGGACAGACAAGUUCUCAUUCUCAGCUAACCAUGAAUAAUGCGCAGUGAUAUUGGCGAGUGAAAACAAAGACGACAUUCGAGGGAAUGUUCGUUCAGGCGCGUCUUGCCGAUGACUGCAGCGUCACCUCCCCCAUCGGCAGCUUCAACAUCCCGGUCAACGACAACUUCAUGCAGCAAAUGGUCUGCGACAAAACAAACGAUGCGGUGUCUCACAGAAUGAAAAGCGCGCAGAAUAGCAAGAGUUUUAUCUGGACACCGCCACCUACCAUCCCGGGUACCAUCUACUUCAGGGCGACGGUGGUGUACAACAAGACGACCUUUUGGACCGACGUGUUUUCGGAGUUCCUGCUGCCGUCGGGCGCCAAACCAAACCCUCAGUACUGUCCUGUACAGAAGACAUUUGUAACGACAACGUCGUCUGCUACAAAGGUCACAUCGACGAAGGUGUCGUCGACUGUACGAGCGUCAGACGCAUGGACUGUCUCUUCUGCUCGGGUGCUGACGGUCGUCGUGUGUGUUGUCGCUGUUGUAGCAGUAUCUUGUAACGGUUCUGCUUGAGAAGUUCAUAAACUAUAAAAUCUUAGAUGACCGUUACGAACUAACCCUACAACUUGUGUAGAGUGCUGUGCUGUAUGUCUUGCCCCUGAACCCCCGGCCACCAUGGCCACCUCCAUAAAUGUUCUGAUUUGAGUGGAAAUCUAGAAGGUGCGAGGGCAGCUCAUAUUGGGACAAUAUGACCAGAACUUUUUAGCGAUUUAGUUUAAGUUUGGGGAGUCAUUCCUUGGUACCUGUGUGCUCGCCUAGAUUC